GCUCAGUUGGCACGCAGUCGACGAGCGAGUCGUUUGGUAGCUAAACUUGUGCUGCGUUUCCCCCACCUCAAAGAGCGUUUACUUGUCGGAUUGUUUGGCUGUGUUAGUAUCUUGCGAGGAUCAUUUUUAUUCAUUUUAAGAAAACCUUUAUUUUCGUAGUAAUUAAACAGUUGCAUUACACGCGCUCAAGAAAUCUCAUAUUUAUAAAUAUAUAGAUAAAAAACUAUGAUAUUUCGGUGUAAUGUGUAAAUAUGUAAUUCGAAAAUUUUCUAAGUGCACUGUAACUUACAAUUAAUAGGCCAAGACUAUCUUCAAGGCUUUUGUGAACCAGUAAUAUUAACUAUAAAACAAACACACGGCUAAACCUUCUACCGUACCCGGCAUGGCUUCCGUUAACGGCAGCAAUCGUUUUCAAGUUCUCUGUUACGAGCAAGUGGCAAGGCUACAUGAAGUUAUGGAAGAUGUCAUCCCUAUUCAUGGUCGAGGUAAUUUUCCCACACUUGAUGUUAAGCUGAAAGAUCUCGUUCAGGCUGUUAAAGACAAACUAACAGCAGAAGGUGUUAGUGUUAGAUCAUUUCGCCUGAACGGAGGUGUCGCAAGCUACGUUCUUGGAACUACAAAUGCUCAAGAGUUCAAUGAUGUGGAUUUGAUUUUUGGUGUUGACUUAUCAAAUCAGAAUGAGCUUCAAAAGAUUCGUAACUGUGUUCUUGGAUGCCUUGUCAACUUUCUACCUGAAGGUAUCAAUAAAGACAAAAUUAGCAGCUGUAGUCUUAAGGAAGCCUACGUUCAGAAAAUGGUUAAAGUGUGCAAUGAACAUGGUGACAGGUGGAGUCUCAUCUCCCUGUCCCAUAACACUCGUAAAAAUAUUGAAUUAAAAUUUGUAGAUAAAAUGAAACGCCAGUUUGAAUUCAGUGUAGACUCUUUUCAAAUUAUUCUAGAUAGCCUAUUGACUUUUUAUGACAUAUCAGAAGCUCCAAUGACAGAGCAUUUCUACCCAACUAUUGUUGCUGAGAGUCUCUAUGGAGACUUUGCAGAAGCAUGGUACCACCUAGACAACAAACUCAUCGCCACUAGAAACCCUGAAGAAAUCAGGGGUGGUGGAUUGCUCAAAUACUGCAACCUUCUUGUGCGAGGAUACACACCUGCAAAUGAAAUAGACAUAAGAACAAUGGAAAGGUAUAUGUGUUCACGGUUUUUCAUAGAUUUCAGUGACAUUAACCAGCAGCGUCAGAAGCUGGAAGCCUAUCUAGUGAAUCAUUUCAAUGGGGAUGAGGAUAUGAAAUAUGAAUACCUCACAACAUUGUAUCGGGUUGUGGAUGAAAGCACCAUUUGCCUUAUGGGCCAUGAGCGACGACAAACCCUCAACCUAAUCCACCAGCUAGCUUACCAAGUGUACAUGGCCCAGGAGCGCAAGGCCCAGAUCAAAUGCGUAGAACUGCAUCAACUGGAUCAGCUAAACAAUCUUGUCAUUGAUCAGGUUUUCUACGGGCCCUUUGAUACCAACGGCAGUAGUAACCAGUACUACAACUAUCCAAUGCCUUCCUCUUCUUACCACCAAAUAAGCAUUUCUUCUUCGUGUCCUUAUUGCCCACCAUUCCUGCAUUGUUCAUAGUGCAACAAAAGACAAUACUGAAUUUUCAAGAGCUUACUCUAUACAAAUUGUGCAAGCCAUGCUCUUCUGAAGUCAUUAAAAUUUCAAACUGAAGAGGAAUUGUUCAAAUAUGUUGGAGGAGGCUCUUAAGUAAGUUGAGGUAUAUGGAUUAUUAUUGCAAACCAUUUCUGUGAACAUUUUGAAAAAUAUUACAUGCCAUGUUUAAAAAAAUAUAUAUAUAUUAUAAUUCUGCUGCUAACGGAUAUUUAUUACAGUUCAUAUUUCUGCUGAACAUUGAUAUCCUCAAACAAAAAAAAAAAAAUUCAGUGUCUUCUAACAUGUUGGUGAUUAUUAUUUUCUUGAUGUGUAAAUAUGCCAAGUUAAUAUCAAGUUUAUUGUAUUUUUGAUCAAAUCCAUACAUAUAUUGCUUUCUGGAAAUUGUCUUUUGCAAUACUUUGCCAGCUUUAGAUUGACUUUCUGUGAAUUAUUUGCAAUGAAAACGUAAAGUUUUACUUCCAUCCAGCCAGAGAUUUAUUUCUCAGCAUUUCGUUUAAGUAUGAGACUAAUUGGGAUUUUAUUUCUUCUGAUCAUCACAAUCUCACAUUCGCAGGGGUCUGGUACAUUUUUUUCGCAGUAUUUAAUUACUAAUUAUUUCAAACAAUUUGGAUUAUUAACAAUGUAAUGUCUGACUAGUUCAAAUAAUUUGCCUAGUAAGCAGCAAUGUCAUCAUUAUUUGAGUGAUGAAAGAUGUGAGCUUCUAACAUUCGGCGCUGUUGAUUACAUGAACAUGCUUUUAUAAAAUGUUUUUUCUGUGCUCAUCUUGGUAAACAAAAAUAUUAUUUAUACACUUUAUUUAAUAAGAGCCCUUUUUCAUUCACAUUAUAUGAAUUAGUGAAACUUUACAUUGAAUACUAUAGAAUAUUAUUAAAAGGUUACUUUUCUCAGAAACUGUCAUUUUUUUUAGAUUACUUAUUAAAUUAUUAAAUGUAAAAAAAAAAUGUCUCUAAACUAGCAUUCAUAGAUCUAACUUAUAAUAAUGCUUACAUUUGUUUUAUUGCACAUUGACAUAGAAUCUGUUACAUUUGGCUUUGAUAAUUAUCCAUAGUUGUUUUGUUUUUUUUAUGAUUUAUAUUAUCAAGUAUUAGGUUUGUGUCUCUUAAAUGGUUAAAUAAAAAUGAAAAGAUAUCAAUAUCAAAGUUAGGACUAUAUUAUAUUAAAACAUUUUACUAGAUUUAGAUAUUUAGCUUAAUUGUAAUUCUGGGAUUGAUAACUAAAAUGGAAUAAACAAUUUCAAUAGUGUUCAUGCAGACUUUUUUGAUCAAUAUUUAUUUCUAAUUUGAGAUACUUGUAUUUUAUGAUGUUAAGUGAUUUUUUUUCAUUAAAAAAUUACACAUUAUUUGGCCUUUGUUUCACUAAAAUGUAGGCUUAGCUACUUAAAAAAAAACAACCAUAAAACUAUUUUUUUAGAACAGUCAUUUUGUUGUUAUUGUUGGUAAAAUAAAUACUGCAAAAGUAUUGUUACAAAUAUUUUAUUUUUUUUGAUGUUCAAAUUGUCCAACUAUAUUAUUAUCUUUCAGUUGAUUAGGAUUGAAAUUCAAACUUCAGUAGCUAGUUCAUUAACAUGGUGUCUUGUUCUUGAAAAUACUUUCAUUCAUAGGUUUACCUUUUAAAUUGCAUAAUAAUAAAUACCAAAAAAAUUAAUAAUUUAGAGUGUAUAUGGUUAAUUUAAAAUCUUGUACUGAAAUUUAAUAGCUAUUUGACAGGCAUUGUAAAUUAUAAUUUAAAUAUUUUCAGAGAUCUUAAUUUAUUUUUACCAAUAUUACAUAUAUAAAGCUAAAUCACAAACAAUCAUAUAAUUCUAAAGAUUUUUACCAUGAACUUUCUUUUACAAUUCUUUUAGUAUUGGUCUCUGUGUAUAAAAAUCAUUACUCUUAAGAAUUUUUGUUUUUUAAUAAACAUUUUUUGUAUUUCGAAGAUUUUCUUAGUACUACCCGUUUAUCUAAGACCUGAUUAUUUUUUCAAAUGCUGUGUAAUAUUGAGAAUUUGCAAUAGAAAAUUCCAGACAAAUUUAAAAUUCCUGUUUCUCUAGUAAGAAAAAAAUCUUAGUUGACCUUGGCCAAAAUCACACACUUAAAGAAAAGUGGCCACUGCUGACAAGGUCAUGUUAACCCACUAGACAUUUCAUUGUGAUUGAUUUUAGGAGCAGAUUGUUGUUACUACUCCCACUGAUUCUCAAACUAGUUUCUGUGUGGAUGAUUAUGUUUCUCAGAAAAUCAAAGAUUUUUUUCUCCCUCAAAAACUUUUUAAAAAAUUUGUCUCAUAUUUUAGUGUGUUUUUUUUUUCUUCAUCCAUCACUUAUCAAAACCUUUUAGUUUUAUUUAUAUUUUAUACAUAUAACGGCCUACAUUCAAAUCGUCUUCCAUUCUACUUUAUUACAAAAUCAUUUUUGAGUUGGGCAAACUAGAAUAUAGUUAAAAAGGAAGUCUUUAUUGUAGCAAUUUAGAAAAACUACUUUGUAAAAAGAGAACUCAAUUGUUGUUUAAGAUGUAAUUGGUUUGGGUGAGAAACUGAGCUCAAUUCAUCUUGCGCCAUAGUCAAAUUGUGAUAUCACUGUACUGUGUCUCAUUCUGCUUCAUCUUGUUCUACACAAAGAUGUAUUUAAUGAUCAACUUUAAAAACAUCUUCAUUUGGGCAGUGGAGCUAAUGCUCCCAUGUUUAGCAGACUUCCAAAAUAAAUGCAAACUAUUUCAGCAGGUGUGAUCUAUCAUUUCAGCCCACUAGUAGAGUAAGGAUUUUAAAAAAAAUAAUUAAAUAAAUCAUUGUCAUGUAACCCAAAUAAUUAAGUCUUUAAUAUCUGAGAAUUAUUAUUUGAAACAUAUUUUUUUUCAUUUUAUUGAAUCAUUUUGUUGAUAUUUCAAUAAAUAUUGUCAAAUAGGGGAAAAAAUGUGUGUAUAUAUAUAUUAGCAAAUUAGGUACUUUACCAAAAACAUUUCUUCUAGAAUUGUUUUGUUGAAUCAUUUACUUACAUAAAAAAGGAAAAAAAAUGUGAUAUAUUGUUUAUUUUACACCAUAGGACUUUAUUGCCAUUGAAAUGUACCCUAAGGUUUAACUAGAACUUUGGGUAGAAACUUGUGAAUGCUAACCACCAAAUUAAAUUCUCUGCAAUUUGACAGUCUUCUUGCAUACAUUAUGUUUGUUUAUUUCUUUACUGCUAUAUAUUUAAAUUUAACAAAUUUUUUUUUUUUUUUUUGUUCAAUUUAAAACAAAAAAUUAAGAUUUUUUUUUCCUUUUGGAUUUCUCUGCAGAAUAUUUUUUUUUCCAUGUUCAAAUAGUUGUGAAAUGGUUGAAAAAUUAUUUUUUUUUAACUAGUCAUUUUCCAGAUAUUUUUCAUUUUGUUUUGACUUUGUUGAUUUACACUUGUUUUUGAUAGGGAACUAGUCCUUAAUGAAAUGUCUUGGGCUCAACAGCACCUCCAAAGAAAAUAGUUGGGCAUCUUCUAUUCUGUUAAUGCAUGAUAUACAUUUCAUGUUGGAGUCAAAGUGAGCCUGUUUCAAAUCAUGUAUACUUUUAAUCAGUAAAACAAAAAAACUUGAACUGUUGAUGACAUUGACAAAGGCUGAUUCUCUGCCCAUUCCGUGUGGCUCCUAUGUGAAGUCCCACAGCAUCUGUUAAAACCAAGUUCUUUCUCAUCGGUAAUUGUACAAGUGCUCUCAUAUAUAUUUUGUUUUGGCUACAUUUUGUUUUCCCCUUUCUGUUCAAAGCUCCCUCUCAAUGUUGGUCUACAAGAGAUGUUCAUUCAUAUAACCUAUACUUAUAUUUACAUACAUAGUAUAUUAUAUCUCUCUAUUUUUGAACCCCUUAUUGUUGUGGACAGUUGGGUGUAUACCUCGUCUGUGUGUUUCCACUCUGUGAUUACUAUCUAUAUAUAUAUACAUCUUACUGAACAAUAUAUAUUUCUGAAACAAGGUCACUAAGUGUUGUUUGAAGCAGCUUGUUGCUGUAUGGACAGGGGGGAGGGGGCCCUAUUUUCUUCCCCUUUUUUAAUAUAUUCUUCUCCUAACCCACCCCUUAUCUUGGUCUUGGUUGGUAUUUAACUCAUUGGUGUAGUAUUGUGUCAUUGUGAUAUUUAUUGGUGAGUUGCCUUUUCUUUUUAAAUCUUUUCUUCUAUUGACUAAUGCAUUAUCUUUGGAAUGGAUUCUAGACAGAUUGUACAUACAAGGUCAUCCACAUGAUACUUUUUUUCUAUUGUUAGUUGUAUUGAACAAUUUUGUUUACUAUACUGUUGAUGUUUUCUUCACUAUGAGUAACUUCAGUUCUUUUUUUUUUUUGUGCAAACUCAAAAUGAUAUAUGCAGAAGUAGCUGUUGUUGUAUGCUCAAGAUUAUUGGUGACAAAAAAAAAUUGUCUAAUUUCUAUUUCUUUUUUUUUUAUUCAAACAAUGAAGUUAUGAAAACUGAUAACUCCAGUUAGUCAGUGGUGCUAAGCUCAAUAACUUCUGGUAUUUAGCACUAUCUCUACAUUAAGAAAAUAUAACAGGUGAUUCAUUCAACAGACAGUUCUGAAAGACAAACUGGACUUACUCAACAGAUGGUUUAAAAGGGAGACACAUUAGACUCAUUAGUUUUCAUUAGCUCAGCUACACUGGAAGUUAUACUAAACCUACAAAAGAUGUUUCAAGUAUUUCUAACAGACAAUUGAUGAAUGUUAAAAUAGGGUGCUUGAAUUACCACUGAUUGUUUGAAUAGUUGCUAGGAGCACAAAACUUGAAACAUUGACACCAAAGUAAUGUUUUGAAGAAAAAAAAAUUUAGAAAUGAAUACUAAAGCACUGUUUUAAUGUUAAAUAGUCGUUUUGUUUUUGUGUGUGUAUAUAUAAAUAUAUGAACAAGAGAAUGUUCUAAAAAAAAUAAUAAAUAUAUGUUAUAGAUAAUAAAAAUAUAUUUUAUCUUUUUAUGCAUGUACAUAUGAUACUAUAAAAUUGUGCAUCACUAUUGUGCUGUUUUGUUUUUUUUCCCCAGCUCUGUGGAGUAUGACAUACCCUCCUUUAGUUUCAAAUGACCUUCUGCUCAGUGACUUAUACCAUUCAAGUCUGUUGUACAUUCUUUCUCUAUUCUAUUCCUAGAGGCAUACCAUAGCAGAUGGUAGUUUUUAACUCACAUUGAUUUGUUCACUAUAAUGAAUCUGAUAAGUAGACAUGUGUGUACAUUUGAUAGCUUGCUUUGGUUAGUGCUCAAGUCUUUGUCCAGUCUCUCCACAACAGUUUGCUCCAUGGACAUGUCUUUUGAUUUUGUUUUCUUCUUGUAGUUGUGUUGGGCUAGAGAAUGAUUUAGUUGCCUAUUUCAACUUGUAAAGAUGUUAUACCUUUUUGGGUGGCCUUUCCUAAGUUACAAGGUCCCCUAUUUUGUCCAUUAAGUUUUUAAAAGUCUUUUUUUUUCUUCCUUAGAUUAUUUUAAUUUUGAGCUUGUAGUCCUUUCUUUGUAUUGGUUUAUAGUGUGUGUGUGUGGUUCUAUUUGUAGACACAAGUUUCAAGUCUCUAUCAUUGUAAUGUUAUGACCAUGUCAUUUCUUAACUCUUCAUUCUAGACAUGUCUCCAGUGUGGUGUCUCAUACAUUUUAAGUGAUAUCUUUGUUUUGUUUUUUUUCAUUUUAGAAAACCAUCCAGUAAGGAUACCAAAAAAAAAUGUUUUAAAAAAUCAAUAAAAGUAUAAUGUAAAAAAAAAUAUUAUAAAAAUAAUAAAAUCUAAAAUAAAUAUC
This is a messenger RNA of Biomphalaria glabrata, 7342 nucleotides long. Its product is annotated as terminal nucleotidyltransferase 5C-like. NCBI's taxonomy places the organism in Eukaryota, Metazoa, Mollusca, Gastropoda, Planorbidae. Gene Ontology annotation, biological process: mRNA stabilization. Gene Ontology annotation, molecular function: RNA binding; poly(A) RNA polymerase activity. The record is from RefSeq and is a predicted model, not a curated record. The coding region runs from base 383 to 1612 and encodes 409 amino acids. The transcript is spliced from 2 exons.